UAGGCCAGGCUUCCAGAAGUUUCCCAGAAAACCAAUGUCUAAAGUCAAGCCACAGAGUUUGUCUGAGAUCACAACUCAGGCCUGAAACAACGCAUUUGGCCACCUGGGAACUAGAAAUUGUAAUUCUGAAAUAAUGGCUGAAGCAAUACCACUGCGAGAAAAGAAGCAGAAAACUCUACCUCGGACAGAUGGGUGUGGUCUGAAUAACUUUGACGCUGUGGAUUUGUCUGGAGGGUUGAGGAUAGUCCUGGUGGGCAAGACUGGAUCAGGGAAGAGUGCGACAGGAAACACCAUCCUUGGGAGAGCUGCCUUUAAAGAGGACCCAAGCCCUGUGUCUGUGACCAAACACUGUGAGACACAGAGCGGGGAAGUGGACGGGACUGUGGUCCAGGUGAUUGACACUCCAGGUCUGUUUGAUACAGCCAUCACAGAGGAAGAAUUAAAAACCAGAAUAGAGGAGUGCGUUAAGAUGUCGGUGCCCGGCCCUCACGCCUUCCUGCUGGUGAUCAGGCUCGGAGUAAGGUUCACGGAGGAGGAAAGAAACGCUGUGAAGUGGAUCCAGGAUAACUUUGGAGAUGAUGCCUCCAUGUACACUAUCAUGCUGUUUACAUGCAAAGAUCAGGCCAAAGCUGACAAUGCUCUGAAGGAGUGCAAGGAGCUGCGGAGACUCUCUAUAACAUUUGGACGCAGGUACCAUGCCUUCAACAACAACGACGCCGAGGACCAAGUACAGGUCAAGGAGCUAAUCACCAUGAUCAAGGAAAUGAUACAGGAUAACGGGGGGAAACACUACACCAAUGAGAUGUACGAGAAAGCCCAGAGGAGGCUGAGAGAGGAGGAGGAGCGGAAGAAACAAGAGGAGGAAGAGAAGAAAGAGGAGGAGAGGAAGAUGUGGGAUGCCGAGAGGGAGAAGAAAGAGAAAGAGAGAGAAAAGGAGAAAAAGGUGAAAAGAAAGACUAUACGCGUCGUGUCGGCCGCGGCUGUUGUGUUGGUGAUAGCUGGGGUGGUUAUAGCAGUGGGAGCCAACACCACGGUGGCUUUGGCCCUCGGAGGUCCGGCGCUCGUCCUGGGAGUGCUGUGUGGUCUAGCUGCCUUCGUCAUGUGGAAGGGUAUAAGAUGCAAAGCCAAAGCAAAUGUUCCAGUAUAACUAGGGUUUAGUGACAAGGACAUGUUGAUCCAUCUGCAGCAUGUGACACCAAUCAGUAGAAGUAUUGCACACCUUACUAUUUACUGUUCGGGACUUGUUAGUGAAUGAGCUUGUCUUGGCCUUUGCUGCAUUCUGCUUCCAGAAUUAUUAAGUUUUGACACGACUUUGCAAUAACAAAAGUAUGUGAAUUGAAUGAAAACAGUAAACAAACGGUAUGAAAUGCAAUACUUGUUUUCUUUUUGUUUGUUUCCUUUCCUUCUCAUUUAUUGUUUGGAGUAGGGAUGCACAUACUUUCAAGUACAAGUAGGCUACAAGUAAAAAUGGGCUACUUACAUUGAUUUGGGUCCUUGCCGUGGGGAGCCCUUAGGCUUUACUGUGUGUGGUUAGUUUACAUAACUCACAGGGAAGGCAAAAUAUGGCAUCUCCGACCCCGGCAGCAGCCAUGGUGUCUGUAAAAGUGAAGCUUCAUGCUACUUCUACAGGCUGUUUCAUGUCCUGGACUGGGACUCCUGUGCUGUGUAUAAAUAAAAAUGUUAUAGUUCGGCGCUCACUGUUUUAAUCACAACCGCUGCACCUUCCUCACGCGUCAUUUUCACAAGUUUGAAAAUAUGUUGUUGGUCCCAUGCCUUCCGCUCUGUAGCAAUGAUGGCGAUUGAUUUUCACUUUUGCACGUUUUACAUUUAACGUUUUGCCGGUUUGAGUGCAGCCUCCGGGUAGUUUGUCAGAGUGAAUGCACUAUGUACUCAAAUUAUCAAGUGUAAGUACGGACGUGCUCAAUUUGAAACACAUGUUGCUGGAUUCCUUUCCAGUGAAAUAUAUCCACACUUUAGAGUGUUUAAGCUAUACUGGUAUCAGUCUCAGUGCAUCCUUAGUUUGGAGCUUACCGUUCAGAUGAAACUCGCAUCAUGAGUUAUACUUGAACAGAUAUUUUCUGGCUUAUGAGAAACACAACCUGAAUCAUAACAGAUACUGUUAGAACAUAUUGACAUGUUGAGCUAUAGAACUAAUAAAGUUUGUAAAUACA
This is a messenger RNA of Perca fluviatilis (European perch), 2171 nucleotides long. RefSeq names its product GTPase IMAP family member 7-like. Gene Ontology annotation, molecular function: GTP binding. The coding region runs from base 134 to 1147 and encodes 337 amino acids. The record is from RefSeq and is a predicted model, not a curated record. NCBI's taxonomy places the organism in Eukaryota, Metazoa, Chordata, Actinopteri, Perciformes, Percidae. The transcript has 3 exons.